Molecule: messenger RNA, 1991 nt
Organism: Rhagoletis zephyria (snowberry fruit fly)
Lineage: Eukaryota; Metazoa; Arthropoda; Insecta; Diptera; Tephritidae
Product: oocyte zinc finger protein XlCOF8.4-like
Biological process (GO): regulation of transcription by RNA polymerase II
Molecular function (GO): RNA polymerase II cis-regulatory region sequence-specific DNA binding; DNA-binding transcription factor activity, RNA polymerase II-specific
Source: RefSeq, a predicted model, not a curated record
UGUCGCAGGAAAUAACUUGUCUUUCAGCCGUACGUAGCGAGCGCAGAAAAAGUACCCUGUUUUUAAAACUUAAUUCUAUAACUAAGUAUAUACGUAUAAACACAAAUAUUUAAUAAUAUGCACAAAUUGCAUUAAAAAUUAACUGCUGAUAUAUUAAGGUUGUCCCGUGGGAAGAAAAUUAAGUUGGUGCCUUCAAGCAACAGAGGUGUUAGUAAAUCUGUUACAAGUAGGGGUGGGCAGCGAGGAUAGUAAAAACAAACGAGAACGCCUACUGAAAAGUAGCUAUAAAGGAAAACUUAAAUUAUAUUUAGAUUCCAAAUAACAAGCAAAAUUAAGUUGAAAAUACUGACAAAAAUGUCUACAUUAAGUGACACGCCCACGCAAGAAGAGAUGACGUCAGCUGCAACGCCGGCGGUAUUACCAACGAGUAUGUGUGGGAGUGACUACAAAAUACCUAAUGAAAGUAACACACAAAUCAAGGGAUCGGUUGCUGUCCCUCCAGCAUUGCAAUCGGAAAUAAAACACGAGCCGCCAGAAGAAAUUUAUGAUACUCCACAUGAUAUGUCAAAUUCGUAUGACACAUAUAAUAAUAGUAACACCAAUAGUCCGAAAAUUCGUCUUACGCCCACUAUUAAACUAAUGCCGCUGCCGAAUCCUGUGGAUCCUAAACGGAGGUUUGCUUGCCCCUAUGAAAAUUGCACGAAAAGUUAUGGAAAAAGUUCCCACCUUCGUUCACAUUUAACCUGGCACACUGGCAUCAAACCGUUUGUGUGUUCGGAAUUGAACUGCGGUAAGGGAUUUACAAGAUCCGAUGAGCUUAACCGUCAUUUGAGAACGCAUACAGGAGAAAAGCCCUUCGAAUGCAUACAGUGUACAAAAAAGUUCGCACGUAGUGAUCACCUUACUAAGCACCUUGCCACUCAUGCAAAGCAAAUGCAAAAUAGCUUCAGCAGCGCCAAAAAGCCACGAACCCAAGUAGAUGGAAACCGUACAAAAAAAGAAAGUUAUGCGAUUGAAUCAGCCGAUUCGAAAAAUAACUUUGAGGAUACCGAUAACAUAGAAAAAGAAAUCCAAUAUGGGAACGGUAUGCAUUUUAUGGCGACGCUUCAACAAAAUCGCAGUAAUGUAGAAUCGAAAAAUUCAACUGGAUCCGAAUCUAAGCCAAUAGCUGAACAUGUCACUGAUGACGCCUUGCUUGAUCAUAGACCGAUAAAAAUAAAAUUGGAACGGCCUGAAAACAGUAACGAAUAUCACGUUGUAUCACCAGAUACGAGAGUAACUGGUCUGUUUUCUAAGGCUCCGAAGGAAAAUACCUCUAAUUCGGGAUCAGAUUAUCAAUUGCCUAAAUUGGCAUCCCCAGUCGACGAAUUCAAACCCGAAUCACAGCCACCAAAUUGUUGCACUUCCACAGAAAUAAAAAAGGAUCAUAGUACCGUAAGUAUAUCAGCUGACGGUGCAUUUAUGGGAUGGCCAGAGAUCGGGAAGGAAAGUUUGGAGGAAACUCAUGACCCACAUCGUCCUUGGCGAUGUAAGUUAUGUACGAAAUCUUUUAAAAGACAGGACGAUCUUAAUCGCCACCUUCGCACGCAUACUGGAGAGAAACCAUUCGCAUGUGUAGCAUGUGAGCGACGGUUUAUGCGUAGCGAUCAUUUAAAGAAGCAUCUCAAAACACAUACUAAUUUGCGGUAGUCGUAUUAAACAAAUGAUUGGAAUGUGUACAAAAUAUCAGUAUGCAUACAUAAUAUGUAGGUAUAUUUAAAUUUGAAUCUGUCGUUUAUAAUGCAUACUUUUGAGGGGUUAAAUCAAGAAAUAAACUGUUAGUUUUGUUCGUUUUUCGUUAUAUCCAACUAUAGAAAAUCGAAGCAAAAUACAGACUAGCCGUUUUAAGUAUUAUAAUUUUUAUCUGAUAUAAAAAUAGGCCCUUAUAAUAUAUACAUUUAUAUGUAUGUAUGGGCUUGUUCGAGUCGCAAUCAAAACAGCAGUGUUGGGCG